Cannabis sativa is the source of this 3321-nucleotide messenger RNA. RefSeq lists its product as uncharacterized. The record is from RefSeq and is a predicted model, not a curated record. Gene Ontology annotation, biological process: lipid metabolic process. Lineage: Eukaryota; Viridiplantae; Streptophyta; Magnoliopsida; Rosales; Cannabaceae. The coding region runs from base 81 to 3134 and encodes 1017 amino acids. The transcript has 14 exons.
AAAAAUUAAAAAUUAAUAAUAAAAUAAGAGAAGAGAACUGUGAGAGAGGUGUUUGUCGAUAAUCGUAACAGAAAAAAACAAUGGAGACGUUACAGAGCCGAGUGGAAUCGUGGAUCAAAGAGCAGAAAGCCAAGAUCCUCAAGGUUUCUUGGGGACCACUCCAGUGGAGGAUGAAGUGGCCUUGGAACGGUGUCGCCAACGGCCACCAGAGGAAGAAGCUCCAGCAAGAGUACGAGCGUCGCCGGAAGCAACUUCACGAUCUUUGCAUCGCCGUUAAGGCCGAUUCCGUUGCCGAUUUGCAGGACAUCCUUUGUUGCAUGGUCCUCUCUGAGUGCGUUUAUAAGAGACCUUCGACUGAGUUAGUUAGAGCCGUGAACAAAUUUAAGGCUGACUUUGGAGGUCAAGUUGUUUCUCUUGAGCGCGUUCAACCUUCUUCUGAUCAUGUUCCUCACAGGUAUUUGUUGGCAGAAGCGGGUGAUACAUUGUUUGCCUCCUUUGUUGGAACUAAGCAGUAUAAGGAUGUCAUGACUGAUGCAAAUAUAUUGCAAGGCGCAAUAUUUCAUGAGGAUGCUAUGGAGGAUGUUGAUGGAAUUGAAACUAACAAGUCUGAUCAGAGUGAAAGUCGGAAGGGCAAUGGGGAAAAUUUGUGGAAUCCUCUAGAGUCAAAAUCUAAGCAACUGAAUAAUAAAUCUAAACCUAAACCUAAACCUAAACCUGCUGCUCAUCGGGGUUUCCUUGCUCGUGCAAAGGGAAUACCAGCUUUGGAGUUGUAUAGGCUGGCACAGAAGAAGAAAAGGAAACUUGUAUUAUGUGGUCAUUCACUGGGAGGAGCAGUAGCAGCACUAGCCACCCUUGCUAUUUUAAGGGUUAUUGCAGCUUCAUCUUCAUUAAAAGAGAAUGAAAAUGUUCAAGUCAAAUGCAUUACAUUUUCCCAGCCCCCUGUUGGAAAUGCUGCUUUGAGAGAUUAUGUUCAUAGAAAGGGGUGGCAGCAUUAUUUCAAGAGUUAUUGCAUUCCGGAAGAUUUAGUACCACGCAUCUUAUCUCCUGCUUAUUUUCACCAUUAUAAUGCACAGCUUACUUCGGUACCUCUUGAUACCAAAGAUAGUAAAGUGUCUACAAUAAAACGUGAGGAAUCCACUGAUAAAGCUAAAGAUAAUGAAGGUGAACAGUUGGUUCUGGGUCUUGGACCUGUGCAAAAUUCUGUUUGGAGACUUUCAAAGCUUGUUCCUUUGGAUAGUGUACGACGACAUCUUAAUAAAUAUAGAGGAAUAAAAGUUGGUUCAGUCGAAGCUACAUCAGAUUCUGCUACAACAGCUUCAGUAGAAGAUGUAGUAGAAGCUCAAUCUCUUGAAAUUGAAGAAGGUUCUGAUGGCAUUUCUCUUAAACCUAUUUCUGACACCACACCGGAUCUUGCUACAAGUAGCAAGCUUGCUAAAAAAAGCACUACUAAAAGUGAGGAUGGUAGGAACUGGGGGGGCGUUCCUUACUUACCUUCUUAUGUACCAUUUGGGGAGCUUUAUCUUUUGGAGAAUUCGUCAGUACAGUCACUUUCAGAUGCAGAGUACUCAAAAUUGACUUCGGUCAGAUCUGUGAUUGCGGAACUUAGGGAACGAUUGCAGUCCCACUCAAUGAAGUCAUACAGGUCUCGAUUUCAGAGAAUAUAUGAACUGUGCAUGAGAGAUGAUUCUUCGUCUUUCAUAGGGAUGGAGCAAUGGCAACAGUUUCCUCAUCUGCAGCAGUGGCUUGGUGUUGCAGUUGCAGGUACUGUUGAGCUUGGGGAUAUAGUAGAAUCACCCCUAAUUCGAACUGCUUCUUCUAUUGCCCCACUAGGGUGGAGUGGUGUACCUGGCCAGAAGAGCAGCGAACAGUUGAAGGUUGAUAUAACGGGCUUUGGAUUGCAUUUGUGUAACAUAGUUCAUGCUCAAGUGAAUGGUAAAUGGUGUUCAACUAUGGUAGAAUCAUUCCCUCAAGCUCCGGAAUAUGGGGCUCAGCCAGAACUACAAAAAAUGAGAGUACUGGUUGGAGCUCCAUUGAAACGGCCACCAAUGCAACAGACAAGCACAGAUACAUUCAUGCACGUUUUUCCUUCUAUUGAUUCUGAAGCCUCUAAUCUCAAUAGGGAGCUUAUUUCUGGAUCACCUCAUGAGGAAAAAUCCCUUCGUCCUGAAGGUUUGAGUGAUGUUUUUGUGUCCUGUACCAGUGAUUUCACCACAGUCUCCAAAGAGGUUUAUGUACGAACGCGUAGAGUACGUCUACUUGGUCUUGAGGGUGCUGGUAAAACUUCUCUUCUUAAAGCAAUAUUGUCUCGAGGUAGAAUAAAUAAUACUUUUACAAAUAUUGAAAAUCUGCUCCCAGAGACUGAUCCUCAAGAAGUUAUUGCUGGGGGUUUGUGCUACUGUGAUUCAGCUGGAAUAAAUUUACAGGAGCUGAAUAUGGAGGCCUCUCAUUUCAGAGAUGAAUUAUGGACUGGCAUUCGCGAUCUUAACCGAAAAAUUGACUUGGUUAUUCUUGUGCAUAAUCUUUCCCAUAGAAUACCACGGUACUCAAAUGCUUCACCGCAAAUGCCUGCCCUUUCACUUCUGCUGGAUGAAGCUAAAUCACUUGGAAUCCCUUGGAUCCUUGCCAUGACUAACAAAUUUUCAGUCAGUGCACAUCAACAAAAGGCUGUGAUUGAUGCUGUAAUUCAAGCGUAUCAAGCAUCUCCAAGCACCGCGGGAAUUAUUAAUUCCUGUCCAUACGUCAUUCACAGUGCUGCUACUGCUUCACUGUCCUUGGGUGCUACAGAUGAUGGUAGGGUGGGAGCCCAACGGUUUAUUUAUGCUCCUAUUAAUUUUAUUCAGAGACCUUUCCAAAGAAAAGAAACCAUUCUCCCAGUGGAGGGUGUCGAUUCACUUUGUCAGCUGGCCCAUCGCGUGCUAAGAUCCCACGAGGAAGCCUCGUUAGAGGAGCUUUGUAAAGAAAGGCUUUUGGUGGAAUUGGUGCGAGACCGUGCAAGAGCGAAAGGUGCAGGUGGAGACUCUAAAGCCAAAGAGAGUUCAAUAACGGCUGCAGCCGUGGGGGCUUCAGUUGGGGCCGGUCUUGGCCUUGUAUUGGCUGUGGUCAUGGGUGCAGCAUCCGCUUUGAGAAAACCUUGAUCUGAGCUCACACAUUCUAAAAUCGGAAUUAGGACUAGCAUAUUGAUAUUGUCAUAUUAAUUCUUAAAUAUGUAUUAUUAUUGCCUUUACCACCAGUUGGUGACCAGCCAUUUGUUCAUUCUAUUCAUGUAAAUUAUUACGGGAGAAGCAAUAUUUUAAAGAAAGUUUCUCUUUUAAUUGAACCAAA